Molecule: messenger RNA, 994 nt
Organism: Seminavis robusta
Lineage: Eukaryota; Bacillariophyta; Bacillariophyceae; Naviculales; Naviculaceae
Source: the annotation of a GenBank genome assembly
AUGAACACACACGCACCCGAGAUCGUCAUAUCUGUGGCUUCGCCUUCUUCGCCUCAACACAAGCAAGAGGAAGAUGAUCGCGCACGCUGGGAAAUGGAGACAUCACCUUGCUUCCCACGUCCCCUCUGUGUGGCUCUUCCUCCCAAACGACCAGCCCGCCAGGCCACAGCAGGUGCCAAAAGCGACGGCAGCAGCAGCAGCCAGCCUCUGGCCAAGCCUCCCCAACGAGAAAGCAGUGAUGGGGUCUUGUCCCCACCCAAGUACCCUUUUCGCAGAGUUACUCGCUUUGGCAAGUUAACCGUUUCGCAUCCUCCACAGCGCCCCACACGGCAAGACUCUGAAGCCCUCCUUCGAUCAUCCCACACUAGCUUUAGUAGCGAAAGUACCUUGCCUCCUCUGCCUGGAAUGGACUCGUAUCAUCGCUUGUCAUCUCUGGCCAGCACCAUUACCGACAACACUACCUCCACUUCAUGUACUGAGCAAGAAGAAUAUCCCGACGAGAGCUGCAGUAUUCUGUCUCUUCGUCUUCAAGAUACCCGUUUGGAUGGCAGCAGCAGUAGAUUCCAAGAAAGCAGCAGCAGUCGAUUCCACGAAAGCAGCAGCGCUGAGUUGACCAUGGAAUGUUGUCCGUCUCGUCCAGUCCGUCAGAAAUCUGCCUUUCCUGAUGUGGAUGCCGUGGUGGUGAGCAGCAGUGGCAGCGAAAAUAGCUCGGCAGCGACCGGAACUCCCGUGGAGAAACCAGAUUGGGUCAAACUAUGGGAAUCGCAAGGAGGUGGCGAUUUUGCCACCGCGACCUUGUCCAGCCCAAGGAGCUUGUGAGAAUAUCAAGCGAUACCGGUACCGGUAUAAGAGACGGCUGUGCACAUUUGCAUUGUGGAUGCUGGCUAGCCAGCAAGUAAGUCUUACAAUAAAUUUUGGUCAGCGAAGAGAUUGACAAAGCAAGUAUCGCUGCCCGAAGGAGAUACUAGCUAGUAGCCAGGUGUUUGCCUGUACC